AUGGGUCAGAAAAUUCAAGAUGGGACUAAUUCCAUACCCCCUACCAUCACUUGGGUUGCCUACAUCCUCCGCAACGACGAGUGGUCCAAAUUGACCCCUACAGCCAUACCGGACGAAUCAGCUUUUUGUUCAUGGAUGGAUGCACUUUUCACCACCCGCGCCAGGAAAGGCGGGAUUCUAAUGACCAUGGAGAACCUGCAAAAAAAGUUGGACCGAGCCCAUAAAGAUGACUUAUUGUCUAGGAAUAUCUUGAAGGAGAAAUCUCGUCAAUCCGCUUUGUCUCAAUCUCAUGCACCUGACUCGUGUUUGGAGGAAGAAAAUUCUAGCUGUGAAGAAUACGAAGACCUGGAACUUUACGUGGAUCAAAUCUACAAUAAGUACUUGAUUAAUACCGAGUUUGAUCUGUUGCUCCCCUCCUAUCCAAACCCGGUGGACCCCGAGAAAUACAUUUUGCUUUUGAAUGCCAAUGUAGACAUUUGGGCCAAAGCCCUAGUACAUACAAAUUCGCCGGUUCACUUGAAAUAA
Puccinia triticina is the source of this 525-nucleotide messenger RNA. RefSeq lists its product as uncharacterized. Bases 1 to 525 code for a protein of 174 amino acids. The transcript is spliced from 2 exons. The record is from RefSeq and is a predicted model, not a curated record. NCBI's taxonomy places the organism in Eukaryota, Fungi, Basidiomycota, Pucciniomycetes, Pucciniales, Pucciniaceae.